Messenger RNA from Penicillium cinerascens, 786 nucleotides. RefSeq lists its product as uncharacterized. Bases 1 to 786 code for a protein of 261 amino acids. NCBI's taxonomy places the organism in Eukaryota, Fungi, Ascomycota, Eurotiomycetes, Eurotiales, Aspergillaceae. The record is from RefSeq and is a predicted model, not a curated record. The transcript is spliced from 2 exons.
AUGCCAUCCGCCAGGGCGUCCGGGCCCACCACUAACCCCAAUAUCAGCGAGAUGGAAGCCGAUCCCGAAACCAAAGCCGACGUGAACUGGAUGAUCCUGGACUACCUUACGAGCAUUGCUAUCAAUCAGACCCUGUCCGUCGCAGAGAACACCAGUCAGGGAUCGGAGGAUUCAGAGGAGGUGGACUGGCUAGUAGAUGCAGUGGGAGCCUUUCGAUCAAUAACACUGCCCGAGACCUCCUUGCCCCAGGACCUGGAUAUCAAGAUCCGGAUUCUCGCAGUGGCCCAUCAUAUCCGCCACUAUAUGCGUGCUCAGGAGCAUCGUUCUCGCGAAGGUUGUUCUGUGCUGUCAGAGAUAGGUAUUGAAUUCAUGGACCUCUGUUCGGCAGCCGUCCACAAGGUCUCUGAAACCAGAUGGUUCGACAUCGGCGCCCGGUUUAUGGUACAGGCCGUGCUAGAAGAGGAAUGCGACGGGAACACACCCUCCGAUAUCCUUUCCAGACUAUGUGCGUGGGCACCCGAUGACCCGGCGCGAAAUUCGAAAUGGAUGAAGAUUCGUCAGAGCUACACCAAUGAGUUGCCCAAGCAUAACGAUAUGUCAGCGGCACGAAAUGGUCUCAAUCGCAAGUUUCCAUUCGAAGAAUUCAGAUGCCUUGUUCUGGUCUUUCUGGUUGACCUGAUGACCACCCUGGAUCCACCUCUUCUCAUCCAACUCGAACGGGGUAAAAUCGGCAAUCUCAGCCGCGACGAGACCCAACGGCUCAAGGAACGCGUCGGGCUGCAAUGA